CUUUCAAAACAUUAUCGGACAUAAGGAAGUAAGGUGUAGUCAGUGAGUGAGAGAAACAGGGAAACAGAGACUCGUUUAACACAUUGUUUAGUAAAUAACACAACGGUAGCUCGUGAGUGACAUUAGAAACUGAACAUUAGGGUCAAUAACGUAGCAACAGAGGACAGAAGAUGUUUAUUUUUUAGGUUAUAUUCACGUUAAAUAUGAUGAGCCUACAACAUAGCCAUUGCUAGCUAGAAGCUAACAUAACUGUUACAGCACGGCAGUGAUGGAUCUCAGUCCGACUCUAAUGACAGUGAACGCAUCUGAUCGUGUCAUGAGUAACAUUACAGACACAUCCUGUAGCAGUAUUUUACUAGCUGGUGGGAAGCGGUUAUCUAGCUGUCUAUAAACAAUGGCUUCAAUGGAGAGAGGCAGCGAGGAAGAGGCAGCUCCUGAUGAGGAGGAUGGAGACGAGGAAGGCGGUUGGAUUAUAAAGCCAGGCAGGUCGGAGGCUGAAGAGGUGGAAGUGACACCUGCUUGUAACGGGAAGGACCCUUGUGCAGACAUUUUGGCGCAGAGGCUCUGGAGAGGACUGGUGCACCAGGAGGAACCAGAGAGGAACACCAGUGGAGGGAUGUCUGACGGUCAACCAGACGAUGCUCCCUCGGUGUCCCCCUCCAGUCUCAUGGACACCUGUGGUCCUUCCAUAUCAAGCCUCUCCUCCUCUCACUCACCCACCCACCACCAUGCCAACUUGUACUCAUCCUCAUCCUCUUCUUCCUCUGUCUUGUCUCUGACUCCACCCUUGCCUCCCUCUGUGGAGCUCCCAGCUGUGUUGACUGAUACAAGACUGACCCUGGAUGUGUACCAGGGAGGAGCAGCUGCACUGCCUCUGAUUUGGAGGUCCAUCCCAGGGCAACUGGGGGGUCUCCAGUACGUGAGACUGGGCUCAGAGGACAAACCAGGCCUGGAUGGUGCCCUGGAGGUCCUACACCAUCUGACAGAGCUGCGCUCACUUGCUAUUCGGGGACACUGUUUUUAUGACUCGCAAGGUGACCCGCUGCCAGGGCUCCUCACCACUUUGCCCACAUCUGUUUCCUCCCUUUCUCAUCUGGUGCACCUGGAUCUCUCCUUCAACCAGCUCUCCUGUCUGCCAUCCUGCCUUCUCAGCUUGCCCGCGCUGUCCUCUUUGCUCCUCUGUCACAACCACCUCUCGGCCUUGCCUCCUGAUAUUGGCCAGCUGUCCUCCCUCACCUACCUCUCCCUCCUGGGGAACAAGCUGGUCUCUCUCCCCCCAGGUGUGGGUCAUCUGAAAGCACUAGAGACACUGGAUAUUUCACAUAACCUCCUUCAGCAACUACCUGAUGAAAUUGGUUCCCUGGAGGAGCUGGUAAAGCUGGAAUUGUCUCAUAACAAGCUGAAGCAGCUACCAGAGAGCAUGGGCUCUCUUCUCUCCCUCAGAGAGCUUGUCAUCUACAGCAAUGACCUGCGGCUGAUCCCACAUUGUCUGAACAAACUGCCUCUGCUGAAAAUAGACGUGCGUGACAAUCCUUUGGGACAACCCCCGACCCCGCCUCCUCUCCCUCCUACACCUUAUCAAGCAGAAAGAAAAAUUCCAGAGUUGCAUCUCGGAUUUAAGCAGCACAGUUUCUGUGUUUCGUCUGCUGGGUGUCAUGUGUUUCUCCCAGGGGGGGCUGAGCUGCUGUUCCCCCCGGGGUGCCUGGUGACAACCACAAGACUGGAGUGGGUUGAGAAAAGGCCAGAAAGGAAGUGGGUGUGGUUAGAGGAGCAUGACAUCUUACUGAGUCGUCCACUGGAACUUCGUCCUCAUGGAAUUACAUUUUUAAAGCCUGUGGAUGUGUGUGUGCCAUAUCCUCGGACGAAAAGAAGGGAGGUGGUGGUGCAGAGGUUUGACGGACAGUCAUGGAGCACUCUGCCCACUGUUCUGAGGAGAGGAAGUGAGGGGCAUAGCAGUCACCCUGGUGGACGUCCGGCCAGGCUGGCCUGCUGUGCGGUGAACCAGUUCUCCUGGUUUAUGGCCGUGUCCCGUCCAGUAAAGGACAGUUGCUCUGUCACACCAGCUGGAGCUCUGCUGGUGUCCAGCUCUGACCCUGGAAUUAAGCUCCACUUCCCUCCAGACUCCACCGUGCAGACCCGCGCUAUAACUUUACAGGUGCUGCAGGUGCCUAUGUCAGAGGUGCAGGCGCUGUGUGGUGAUCCUCAGGCUAGUGUUAGCCCUCUCCUCUGCCUCUCCCAGACUCCCAGCAUACAUUUCCUGCAGCCUAUCAAAGUUCAGGUCCCUCUGCCAUCUGGAGUCACAGGCCACACAGUUGAUAUGUCCUGUUUGCAUCUGCUACAUGGAGACCCCAGUGCUCAAACCUGGACUGACAUUACAUCGCAGGUGUCUCUCUACGUUACCCAUUUGUAUGCUAUUUUCUACAUCACACAUUUCUCCUGGUACUGGCUGUGGUACACCACUCAUCGCUGUGUUAGCGGGGUAGUCAGGAAGGUCUAUCAAAAGCUAAAACAGUUCAAAGUCCAGUUCCUCGUCCUCCAGCGGAAAACUGAUCCUUCACAAGUUAUGCUACAGUGUUUACCUUCUAACAAGGUGGACAGCAGAGUGCAGUCUCUGUCAGAGCAAUAUGAUGGACCACAGCCUUCAGACCUGUGUGACCUGCUGGAAGGAGAGCAGUUCUUUGCUGGCUUUGAGAAAGGCUUAGAUAUCAGCACAGAGAGCCCAGACUGCGUGGGAGGAAGACUGCGUUUUGAGUUUUACUCCAGCCUGAAGAAUCUGAAGGAAGUGUACAUCUGUCCAGCUCAGGGUCAGAAGGGGCCAGUGAGGGGACAAGUGUCUUUUUAUAGAGGGGAGAUUCCCAACAAUCUGCCAGAGGAAGUGGCGAGGAAGAGGAAAGGAGAUGACAGCCAGUGGCUUGCAACUUUACCGCUAAGACUUCCUGCUCUAAACUCAGAAAAUAAUUUCAUCAUGGAGGAGCUGCAGUAUCCUCCUCUGAACCUGGGUGACCCUGAGAGCGGCUACCUCACAGAAGCCAACCUGCUGUCCAUCUCUCUCCAGAUAGGACAGGACUGGCGUGCUAUUGGUAUCAAUCUUGGCUUAAGCUACCAGGAGUUGGACCGCAUCCAGUACAAGUACAGGGACAACCUGGGAACUUUGGUGCUGGACAUGCUUUUCCACUGGGCCCGGGGACAGAGGAACGCAGGACCAGGGGCAGUGUCGAGGCUCGUGUCCGCUAUGAUAGAGAGCGGCAGGAGGGACCUGGCGGAUGAGAUUGAGGACAUUGUCAGUAUAGGGAGGAGAAAGUACUCAGAGUCACUGAGGAGAGUGGGCCUGGAAGCAGAGGGCUCCUCCCUCGGUGAAACACAGCAGUAGAGGAACCCACACUGGGUGCAGAUGGCUGACUUACACUUGAGUAACCCGUUUGUUUACAAUGUCCCCCCCCCCAUCAUCUCAUCCUGCUGUCUAAACAACUGUCCUAGAGUACAAAGAAAUCUCUCAAUCAUGAUAGCCAGAGACUAGCUGGUGGCCUUUCAGAGACCUACAGGAGACAGGUGAAAUGGAUGAACUGCAUUUAGGUGGAUGGCCUGUGGCUUGUUUUCACCACUUUUUAAAAACUAUUUCAGUGUGCGAGCAACACUGUGGAGGCUGGUUCCCGACAGCAAAAUAAAUGAAUUGAGGAAACGUUCUGCUACCAAUACCCGGAAAUUUCUCCGAUACUGCCCGAAAUACGGUAUCAGAGAGUAUGCAUCUGUGCACCGAUCCGAUACGGGGUAAUUUAUUAGCCCUAAAAUGGGAUGGCGAAGUGACCCCCCUCCUACGACUCUUACAAAGGGUUUAACCUGAGCCAGGCCACACAACUGCAGCAGACUUACACACACAGACUUUGUAGUAUUUGUUAUAAAAUAAUAAUUUACAGAAUAUAUAUAUUUAUUUCUAUUUUUUAAUGCACAUGUAUAGGAUUCGUCCUAGGAAUCAAUAUCGGGAAGGCAAAACAUCUCUAAUGAAAGGUAAAUGUGAUAAAAAUAAAAACACUCACGGUAAGUCUAAAUUAUGAAACACUAAGUCACAAGUGACUUUAAUGACUUCAUUCUUAAUAUUUUUGUGAUUAGUAUGUCAUAAUUUGGAUUUAGUAUCUCAUUACUGUCACAUAAUAUUAAACCAAAGCUUAUAAUUGACACAGAAUCUCCUAAUUUUUGACAAUGUCCUCAUUAUGACUCAGUGACUCAUUUGACUUACUGUGAGUAUUUUCAUCCUAAUGUUAUGUUUUAUUUUUUCAUUUUCCAAGAAAUUAAAAUUCCAUGAAAUUCAGGACCGAGUUAAGAGGCUGAACAAACACUGGGAGCUGUUGGGACUUACUGAAAGUGCAAGAGGAGGCCAUUUUUAUGGUUGAUUAAAUGUCUUCCUUGUGUGCCUUUGUUCACCUAGAAACCAGCUCAGCUGCAGCACAAUCUCAGUGACAAAUCAGGAAAUGUUUUUACAUUGUUUUCAUCUUUAGUAAAAACUCAUAUAAAGAAA
This is a messenger RNA of Dicentrarchus labrax (European seabass), 4513 nucleotides long. RefSeq names its product p53-induced death domain protein 1 (gene pidd1). Gene Ontology annotation, molecular function: protein binding. Gene Ontology annotation, biological process: signal transduction; DNA damage response; apoptotic process. The record is from RefSeq and is a predicted model, not a curated record. The transcript has 15 exons. The coding region runs from base 395 to 3370 and encodes 991 amino acids. NCBI's taxonomy places the organism in Eukaryota, Metazoa, Chordata, Actinopteri, Moronidae.